This is a messenger RNA of Austrofundulus limnaeus, 8694 nucleotides long. RefSeq names its product EH domain-binding protein 1-like protein 1. Lineage: Eukaryota; Metazoa; Chordata; Actinopteri; Cyprinodontiformes; Rivulidae. The record is from RefSeq and is a predicted model, not a curated record. Gene Ontology annotation, molecular function: protein binding.
CUCCACAAAAACCUCAUAACUUCCACAGUGAUGCCUUUGUAGCUGAAGCUGUGGAAGCCCAGCCUUUCUCUGCACUCAACCCUUCCAAAGAGCGACCUCGCUCCACCUCUGCAUCAUCCUGUGAUCAUCCUCUCCACUUUUCUGCUUCCACUGAAAAGUCUCACUCAGUUUCAUUAAGAUCUUCCUCACAUGUAGCUGCUGCUGCCAGAUCACCCAAAGCUCGGCCCCUCUCUAUGGGGGACUUGGGUUCUGCACUUACCAGACCCAGCAGCCUCCCAUCUGCCCCAGAGAGAGCAUCCUGGCAGACUGAAUGGAGGCCUCCUAAGUCCCAGGCUCCACUAGCACAGCCUGCUCUUUCUUCUAAGUUUCAGCAUGUUGCUACUUAUUAUCCUGGGCAAAUGGCAGAGCUGCAGAAAACACAAGGAUUACAGAUGACAUCUUCAUCCUCUUUGCCUCCUGCUCAGACUGUGGAUCAGAAYGGACAGGGAGAUGGACCCUAUGAUGCCUCCCUGACAGUAGAGAACUCCACAUUUAGUCCUUUAGGUUCUUUUUCUGGCACUCUGUCCUCUGGGCCUUCUCAACAGGCAGAUAUAUCCCAAACAGCUGCUCUCUGUCCUGAUAGACAGGAUGCAGAAUUCAGGAGACAGCUGGACACGCUUUGUGAAGAGGACAGCCCAUGUGUGGCACCUYCAAGCUUUGACCCCAGAACAUCUGCCAACCACAAGACAGACGUGUCUCAGGAUUCAGAGGGGAAAACAUCAGCAACAGUUGGACAUGAGARAAAUAUAUCAGCAGGAAACAUGCGUUGCAGAAUGUGGCACUCAGUUCCUGACAUGCCAUUAUUGUUGACUGUUAGUGAAAGCCCUGUGAGGCAAAACCUUACUGGAGAGAAAAGUACUGUUGUAUCAGAAACAGAGAGGAAUAAACUCACAGUGGACAGUCAUGGGUUCAUGUCCUCAGAGAAACCAGAUCAUAUUUUUACUUUAGAUUCAUUGUCUUGCUCUGCUCCUGGUCAAACACAUGGAGAUGAGACUGGAAAUAACAACUUGGUUUUACAACAAUCUCUGUGCCCAAUUCUCACUGACGCAACAGAACUCCUCCAACCUCAAACUCAAAAUACAACUUCUGAGCAUCAGUUACCAAAUCCUCCCACAGCAAGAACUGAACUGUUACUGGAUCCUAAAGUGACAACAGAAAGCAGUCCUUUAGUUUGGGAGGAAAUUCACUGUGAAACUACAGAGGAAACCACAAAAGCACUAGAUACUGAGCUGGUAAAAGAAACAGCUGGUACAGAUCCAUCAUCUGGUAUUUUCAUGAUAUUACACAUCAAUGAUGAUGAUGAUUACAAUAAAAUGAAGUCAGAAAAAGAAGCUGGCUUAGUAGGCAUGUUGCCGUCAUUCCAAACUGUGAGUGGCACAUUUGAUUCUUCAACUGUUAUAAAACAAAUAAUUCAAUCCUCUCUGGAUGGUGAAGAUGCUUCAAAAAAACAAUCAGAGGAUUAUGAAACCUUCAGCACUGAGUGUGAUGUCCAACUACAUGAUCAUGUGAAGCAAACGGUAGGCAAUGCCUGUCCCUGCCCUGGUGAAGAACAUGUUUCUGAAUAUGCACAGCUUGAAUUUUACAACAAACAUACUUUACUGGAAACCUGUUCCAGAAUUACAAACAUUGCAGGAAUGCCAUCAAAAUUACCCGGAAAUGAAGAAAAACCCUGGCCAAAAGAACAAACAAUAAUUUGGAGGAAACAGUUGCAAAUGGACAUGUUACCAAAACAUGCACCAGAAGAUGAUCUAAACCAUCUAAACCAAAAUGAAAUGGCUCUACUCACACCAUCUUGUCCAAAGGAGGCUAUGAGUCCAGGUUUUCCAUCUCUUUCACAAGUGUGCCUAAAUAUUUUUCAAUUUUUUAAAAAUCCACAAGAGACAUCUGUUUCAGACAUUACAAACGAAGAUGAACCAUUCACACCUCAAGAACUUCUUUUAGCUAAAAAUAUUGAAACUGAACUUUGUGUCAUGGCAGUGUCAGUAAAAGAGGAAAAUACAAUUAAACUAAAGAUUCCUGCGAAACAGAGUUUCUCAAAUGAUUCUUACAAUCCAGGUGUAAUGACUGUUCUACAACCCACUGUAGGAUGCCACAGAUCAGACAAUAUUGCAAUUUUAAGUUCUUAUCCGAAGACCUCACCAAUUGAAGGCAUUCCAUCCUUAGUGCAAAAUAAUUUUACCCAGAAUUGGGCAACAAAUUAUGAACCCACAAUAAUAAAAAAGCCAAAAAGAAAUGCAGUUAUUGAAAACCCACUCUGUGAUUAUGAAGUGAGGAUCAUGACACUUUUAGCCCCAACUUGUCCUAAACAAGCUUGUACAUCUGGAUUUCCAUCUGCCUUGACACCCACACUAAUUUACAAUAGGUCCAGUAGCAUCAAUGCUCUUCCAUCUUGCCCAGCUGUCUCUACAAUAAUUGGCUUUCCAUCAAUACAGAAAGCUGACAGCAAAGACUGGAAACCCAUUCAUCAGCCACUAUGGGGAAAAGUUGUUAAAGAGACUGUUUUUCUACUACAGAAAUAUAAAAUGCAGGAAGAUGCAAAAGGUGUUUUUCUUGCACCAACUUGCCCGAGGCAAUCACUCAUCCCUGGCUUUCCGUCUUUUCCGAAAGCCAAGAAUAAUAUUAGCACAAUAAGUAUGGUGAGUCUGUCCAGCUCAUGUUCAGAAGUUUCACAGAUAGCAGGAUUUCCAUCAUUUCAUUCUACCAAACGGUGGACAACAAGCAAAAAGCCACUCUUUGAGCCAAGAGUGAUAGGCAAGCACAAAUUACUAAAUGACCAAUAUAAGAGAGGUAAGAUGACAAUGAAAGGAAUAGUAUUUCUUGUACCAUCCUGUCCCAAAGUAUCAAGUAUUAAAGGUUUCCCAACUAUUCCGCAUCCCAAAAUUGAGUAUUAUGGACCAAAUAUAGUCAACCUCCUUCCUCUGUGCCCCAUUUUUUCAGCUACACCAGGACUUUCAUCAUUGGAAAGGCAAAAGGGAGAAAGAUGGACUUCUGACCAGGGUUCACUGAUGUACAGGCCACAAAAGAUUAUUCAGCACAGUAUUGAUUCCUCACUGGUUUACUUAGAUAAACCAAAAUACAUGACACUUUUGACUUCCACUUGCCCAAGGGAGUCUGUGAUUGUAGGCUGUCCAUCUGUUGGUCAGUUCAAGAUGCCAGCUGUUUGUUCAGAACAUUCUUCCUUUGAAGGGGCACCAAAAUUUCAGUUGCCUUCUAAACCUCUUGUCUCAUAUAAUGAAACUUCAAAGACAACAGUUUAUUUGACAGAAACUUUAAACCAAGAUGACAAAACAACAAAGACCGUAAAUGCCUUGGAACCAUCUUUCCUUGAGCCUUCCAGAAUCAGAGCAUCCUUCAGACCUGAACAUAAAUCCAGUUUAGAACCUGAUAUGGUUAGUUUUGUACCUUGCUGUUCCAGUGCUUCUCAUAUCAAUGGAUUUGCAUCUUUGAUGGCAGUCUCAUGCACAGAAUGGUUUAAUGAAACAAAACCAGUUUAUGUGAGAACUCAGGUCAGACAUUCAAUUUUGAUUGCGCUUUCUGGACCAAAGCAGCUGGAUUACUUCAACAGAAAAUGUAUGGUGACUUCAGUGAUAUCCUGCCCAAAAAAGACCAGAGUAUAUGGACUUGCUCAAAAAUCAAACAGAUCACUAGACAUGAUCAGCUCAUACGCCUCCUUUCCAUGUACUUCAUAUAUCCCAGGAUUCCCAUCAGCAAGAAGGAAUAGCUCUGAGUGUACACAGGAACAAACCUGGGCAACAAAUAACAAGAUCUUGUUUGAGAAGCAGCUAAAAGAAAACCUUUUUAUUGCGAAUUUUCCUUCAAAACCAUAUCUUAAACAGCCUGAAAAGAAGUAUAUGGUAGCAAUGGCUUCAUCAUGUCCACGCCUGUCACAGAUUCCUGGUUUCCCAAGUUAUUUGCAAUCAAACAAAUUGCAUACUGUCUGUAUUCCACUGUCUGUUUCUGCUGGGAGACAUGCUUUACAAGAACUACCACAUGCACAAUCAGAUCUCAAAGAUGCAAGUGUUUGUGGCAUUUCUUCAUCCUCUGUUAGGAGCCAGCACACAGAGCUUACAUGUGAAGAAAAAGAUGAUACACAACCAAAUACAGAUGUUUAUCUAGAUAAUGGGAAAUCUCAAAUAGAGAAAAUAAAAAUGAAGGAAGUCGAGACAGUGAAGAAAUCAUUGYAUACAUCAGGGACGGUGGGAGUCUUUGGAUGGGAGAUACUGGAGGCAGAGAAAACACUAUCAGAAAAACAAGAAAAGCAUUUUCUGUCAGCAAAGACAGAAGAAACAUCUGGAUUAGUAAAAGCUAUUGUUGAUGUUUUUCAUAAGGGUUAUGAAACUGUGGCAUCUGUUCUGGGGCCAUCUAAUUCUGCUUUAGCUGAGGUCGAUCAUCAAGUCACUUCAUCUUCUGUGCAUCAAAAAGAAAGAAUGAGUCCUUCGAAUGGGUUUAAUCAACAUUUUACUAAUAGUAGUACCCUUCCACAGAAAGUAGAGGUGAAGUUUGAGAAUGUUCAAAUGAAACAUGAUGCUGAAUAUUCAACAAGUGUUGAGUCUUACAUGUGGGACUUAAUGGAUGACCAGUCAGUCUUUUCAUUGUCAAGUACUGACAGUGAUGACAAGCUUUUUGUUUCAAGUAUGAAGAAACAGCUACCAUUGUCUCAGACAGACACAAGGGAAAUAUUAAAAGAUGAUGAACAAGUAAAGCAACAAGAGGCUUCUCCUGGGCAACAACAUAGAAAAGAGACAUUGUCGAUGGGGCAGGACUUUGUAUAUACUUCAGUGUGCCUGGAAAGCUUGAAAGCAAGUCAUCUGGCUGGUUUAAAACAGGAACACAUAAACAGAAUGUUGUCUUCCUCACAACCAGAGCAAGGCCCAGAACAAACAAGAUUGAAAGAUCUAUCUGCAACUUCUCUUCAGCCUACAUCAAAUGAAUCACUUCCAGAUACCAUCAAACACAGGGAAGCACCAUUGAAUGUACAUUUGCAUAGGUCUUUAGAUGAUCAAGAGAACUGUGCAAUAGAACAAGCUGGCGUUGCUGGUUCUCAGCCAGACAGGAGGCCAAAAAGAAAUGGUCAACCUGAGCCAGGAGAGUGUGAUCAAGAGAAACAUGCUGCUCCAAUAAGACCAUGCAGAAAGAAAGAUAGUUUAACAUCAGACCAAAAACUGGAUCAUUUUUCUCUUAUGCCCAUCUCUGAAGUUAUUUCAGUUCAAAUCGAAAUGAAGGAUGCUACUUGUGAGAUUCCUAUAGAGUCAACCACCAAUCCUACUCUUCUUCAUACAAUUCCACCUUUGGAAACUAAAGAAAUAAAACACGAUGAGCACACUUCCUCUCUUUCAGUCUUCAAGAAGAGACAUCUUCCAAAACAAGCAAGGAAAGCUGACAGAUCUAACGAUGACAAAGAAACUGCUGCUCAGGAUUUAAAUGUUUCAGAUGAAGAAUUUGUUCAACCAAUCCAGUUCAACAACACAACACUGGGGGAUAUGAAGGAACCUAAGCAGCCAGUUGGUAACACAUCCAUUGAUGCAUCCAGCAUCUCAUCCAAAGUGGCAGAAGACAUACUUGGAGGAGGACAGAUAGAACCAGCCAAGCAAACAACUAAUCCAGUUCCAAGGCCUCGUUUAAAGAAAAGUCUUCGAGAGUCCUCCACAGAUAAUUGCACAUCUACAGUGACAGCAUCUCAGACAUCCCAUUGUGAGAAAGUACAAACAGAGGAACGUGCUUUCUUGUCAGUUCUAUCAACAUCUGAUCAGUUAUCAGUAGUAGAACAAAGUGAACCACUCUUUGAUCUUCAGGCUAAAUUUUCUACAGCUGUGGCAGGCAUUGGUGAGAAACUGAGCCGUACACCUGCCCCUUGCAUGGAACGUUCAGCAUCAUUACAUCUUAAAGUGACCCCUAAAGGAGGUUUGGUUCCAAUGCAUGGUGACAAUGCAUUGCAGGUGGAAAUGGAAGUGCUAGAAGCAAUGCAAGAAGUAUUUACCGUGGAGGAUACCGCAGAGGUUCAGGAUCAAACAUUUCAAUAUUUGGCAUUAACAAAUGAACCAUCUAUUACCAAUAAAUUGGAGAACAAUGACAUUGGAAAUUUCCUGGAACAAGAUGUAGAAAGGUUUGGUACAAUCACUGUUCCAUCUCGUCAGGAUGAGUGGCUGCACAUUGAGCCUAAAAAAGACAUUGAAGAAAUGAAAAUAUGCCCAAGUAGCGAAGUGAAGGAUGAAGAGUUCGGCUUUGGCUUUGUGUCUGUCAAUGUAGCUGCUGAUUGUUCAGAAAAUCAAAGGCUUUUGGAACAAGGCAAAGAAUCCCCAGCUCAGCCUGUACCUGUUCUACGAGGAAAAAAACGUUUGAGUGGUUCUUCCUUAAAUGACACAAAGAAACAAGUUGGUGCCUUUCAACAAGCCAGUGAACCGAUAACUCCCCAGAAAAGACCUGCAGAUGGGGCUACUGCUUUGGAUAGUCCUGUCUUGGUGAAAUCCAGUCAGUCUCUACUAGAGUGGUGUCAGGAGGUUACACAGGGUCACAAAGGAGUGAAAAUCAACAACUUCAGUACUUCCUGGAGGAAUGGCCUGGCAUUCUGUGCUAUUUUACAUCACUUCCACCCUGAGAAAAUAAAUUUUGAAAUAUUGGACCCUUAUGACAUCAAACACAACAACAAGAAGGCCUUUGAUGGUUUUGCUGAACUUGGCAUUUCCCGGUUGAUGGAGCCUUCAGACAUGAUCCUCCUUGCAGUGCCUGACCGCCUUAUUGUCAUGACCUACCUCAACCAGAUCCGCACCCAUUUCAUGGGCCAAGAGCUAAGUGUGCUUCAUAUAGAGAAGACCAGCAGUGAGUCUAGCUACGCAGUAGCAGGGAGCCGGGAGGAGCAGGAUGACCCAGAGGCAACAGUUCGCUACUGUACCAAGAGACUCCAGGAGGAAGGUAUAAGCCUGGAGAUGGUUGGAAGUGCAAGCCCAGAGGAGGAUGAUAGCAAAAGCAGUAAGGAGCUGGUUCCACCACCAAGAAUCAAACGCUUUCAAGUUCCCGGGCCAGGCGGAGGCAAACAUCCAGUGCCACCUCCAAGGACUCAUUUUCUGUCUAAGUCAGGCUUUUCUCAUGUCAGAGAUGCUGAUUUGGUGAAGAAGCGUCGGUCCCAGCGAAGGAGUAGUUCAGUGGAAGAGGGGGAUUUAUCAGUGGCUGGCACAGGACAAGACCGGGAGAAAUACGAAACUGAUAGAACAGAGGCUGUAGCAGAUGAAGAAAGACCAGAGGGUCAGGAUCCCAGUCAGUAUGUGCUGCAUCAGAUAGAAGCUCUGGAAGCAGAACAAGAUUACAUCGAUAGUAAUGCAAACACGGUGGAGAAGAAACUCCGACUGUUAAUGGAAACAGGCUGUGACAAAGUGGAGGAGGAGAGGUUGAUCCAGGAAUGGUUCACACUGGUCAACAAGAAGAAUGCUUUGAUCCGGAGGCAGGACCACUUGCAGCUCAUGCUGGAAGAACAAGAUCUGGAGAGAAGAUUUGAGCUGUUAACUAAAGAGCUGAGAGACAUGAUGGCAACUGAAGAGGGUCAGAAGUCUCAGGUUCAGAGACUCAGAGAGCAGCUAUUGCUCCAGGAGUUAGUGUCCCUGGUCAACCAGAGGGACGAACUGGUCCACGAUAUGGACGCCAAGGAAAGAGGAGCUCUGGAGGAGGAGGAGCGCCUGAAUCGAGGACUGGAGCAGCGGAGGAGGAAAUAUGCUAAACAACAGAAAGAGAAGUGUCUGAUGCAGUGACUCCAUCAGUAGAGCCACAAAACACUGACCCAGGACAGAGGGCAGAGCGAGGCAGGAGUCCUCUCUUACUUUGUGGUGAACAGACCUGAUCCAAGUCUGGGAUUGAACACAGGAGCUGAAUAUAUUUAAGCACUAAAAUAUAUAUGUGUAUAAACACUCCAGCAUUAACAGGAAAAUACAGGCUUCUGUUACAAAAUAAAUAGUUUUAACAGUGGGUUUAUCAAACUAACACUCAAGUUUACUUCGUUAAAGCACAGAAAAAGAGUGGAAAUGCUUUGUUUUUUAGGUCAACUUUACGUGAGUUUUCUUUGAAGCUUCUGCUUUGUUACUAUUUUUAAACUAYGCAAGCUUUGGGCUCCAUCCCAACUUUUCGUUGCUGCUGAACUGAACACGUUCAGACGGGUUUUAAUGAAUUUAUUGUGUGAGUCUCAGGAUUUGUCUGAGCAGCACAUUAAAACUUUAAAUGUGGAAGUUUGUGUCAGACACGAUGUAAAUGAGUUACACGAGGAAGAAAAGUCAGAAACAGCCUCCAUGUUGUCUGAGCUGAAAUGUUUGUCUUUGAAAAGAAAAUAACUUCUGCACUGUGCCUGAACCUGACAAGUUUGAACAUUUUAUGGAAAUGUUUGCAGUUUUUAUGUAGUUAUAUUUUACACUUUUGUGGUUUAAUGCCUCUGAAAAGAAUUGUUACUGAAAUUAUUUUUGUGUGUAGCUUUAAAUUUAAAUUGGAACUUUUUGAGAAGUUUGGAAAUACAAAAAUAAUGUUUUACCUUAUAUGUUGUGUAUGUUUUUGUGCUACAUUUCUAAAUGUAUGCUGACUGUGCAUCAACUGGACUUUUAAAUUAUGUUUGCUUCAUGUUUUAUUUUCCACACUUUAUCAAAUGAAUUAAUCUGUUUGAACUGAUGAUAAACCACAGGU